Molecule: messenger RNA, 1291 nt
Organism: Dothidotthia symphoricarpi CBS 119687
Lineage: Eukaryota; Fungi; Ascomycota; Dothideomycetes; Pleosporales; Dothidotthiaceae
Product: Aldo/keto reductase
Exons: 3
Coding region: 157-1149 (330 amino acids)
Cellular component (GO): cytoplasm
Source: RefSeq, a predicted model, not a curated record
GUGGGGUACUACAGCUUCCAUGAUGAGGAAAAUAAGCUCCAUUAUCAACGGUGAUAUCAUAACUACUUUUGACAAUUCAGAACUUAUAUAUUUGCUACCCCACCACCCUUCGUCCCUGUCGCACGACUACUGUACUAUCAAGAAACGUCAAACAUCAUGCCUCAACUCGUAGAAAAGCAGGUUGGCGAAUUGGGCUACGGGCUUAUGGGCCUGACAUGGCGCCAGAGUCCACCUCCACAGGAACAGGCCUUCGAAGCCAUGCGCACUGCGCUCUCUCUGGGAGCCACUUUCUGGAACGGCGGCGAGCUGUACGGUCCACCGACAGCCAACUCACUCCAGCUGCUGAAUGCAUACUUUACCAAAUACCCAGGCGACGCCGACAAGAUUGUUCUCUCGAUCAAAGGUGGCUUGGUACCGGGGAAGAUGAAUGUCGACGGCAGCAAGGAAAAUGUGCAGCGCUCCAUCGACGAGUGCUUGAAGCAACUGGAUGGCAAAAAGAAGCUCGAUCUCUUCGAGUGCGCAAGAGUAGACCCAAACACUCCAAUCGAGGAGACGAUCUCGUACAUUGCGGAAUAUGUCAAGGCGGGAAAGGUUGGCGGGAUCAGCUUGUCAGAGGUCAGCGCAGCCUCGAUAAGAAAGGCACAUGGUGUGCAUCCCAUCUCUGCGGUGGAGGUGGAGUAUUCAUUGUUUGCGCUGGACAUUGUAGACAACGGAGUAGCAGCAACCUGUGCGGAACUGAAGAUUCCCAUCGUAACAUACUCGCCCCUCGGACGAGGGUUCUUGACGGGUCGCUACAUGAAAUACGACGAUCUCGAGCCCGACUCGAUGCUACGUCACUUCCCGCGUUUUCAGCCGGACGUCUUCGACGAGAACGUGAAGCUCAUACACGCCGUCAAUGAUCUGGCGAAGAAGAAAGGCGUCACCCCAGCGCAAAUUGCCCUGGGUUGGGUUUUGUAUCAAAGUGGCAAAAAGGGCAUGCCAGUGCUCAUUCCGAUCCCAGGAGCCACCACUUCGGCAAGGAUUGAGGAGAAUAUGAAGCCGGCCAAGCUUGAUGCAGAGGACAUGCAGGCUUUGGAUGAGAUUGUCAAGAAAUUCCCGCAGAAAGGAGAACGAUACCCUGCGGAGCUUAUGAAGCUUGCGUGGGGAUAAGCUUGAGAGUUAUUUAUCUAGAAACAGCUGUUAGCAUGAUGUAUGCAUUGUUGCUGCUUCAAUGUGUGUGGAGAAUAGACUGUCAGAUAAAAAGUAGUGUAUAGAGUAAUCCGCACUCGAUACUGCCGUGAAGCAGAACCGU